Messenger RNA from Diabrotica virgifera virgifera (western corn rootworm), 1878 nucleotides. RefSeq names its product sialin. The coding region runs from base 163 to 1767 and encodes 534 amino acids. Gene Ontology annotation, biological process: monoatomic anion transport; transmembrane transport. Gene Ontology annotation, cellular component: plasma membrane. The record is from RefSeq and is a predicted model, not a curated record. Gene Ontology annotation, molecular function: transmembrane transporter activity. The transcript has 10 exons. NCBI's taxonomy places the organism in Eukaryota, Metazoa, Arthropoda, Insecta, Coleoptera, Chrysomelidae.
AUAAAGUGACAGUGAUUUUUAUUAUAGUUAAAUUAAUACGUAACAUAAGGUAAGAUUUACUGGUAGUCAAAUUAGUGAUAACAAUUUUCGCAUGGGAUAAAAAAAUAUAACAUCUUUAAAGUUAUCGGUACUUAGGUGACAUAACACCUUACAUCUAAUACCAUGGGUAAAAUUGAGGAUGGUGCUGUUAAAGAAAAAGAUCCAAACAAAUGCUGCUCUUGUCGCGAUGUCCUUUGGUACCUAGUUUUCGGAGGAUUCGCAGUAAACUACAUGGUUCGUUUGAACCUAAACAUAGCUAUAGUAUCGAUGGUCCGACCUAAACCUAAGGACAAUGUUUCUUUAACAAGUGAAUGCGUGGCGUUAAGCCCAGUACAAAGUGAUAUUAGGAAUAUUUCAUUUUUGAACCUCACAGAUAAUGUAAACAUAACCUCACAAAAUAUAAUAAAUUCUUCAUUAUUCGAAAAUCCGUCUGAGCAACAAUACUUCGACUGGAAUGAGAGAGAACUUGGGCUUAUCAUAGGAAGCUUUUUCUGGCUCCAUUGGAUAACGCAAAUUCCUGGAGGCAUCCUGGCAAAUAAAUUUGGAACCAAGAAGGUCUUUGGACUGUCAAAUUUUGUAGGUGUUUCGGCAAACUUUAUAAUUCCAUGGUUUGCACACAGAGGAGCGCUGUCUCUUAUUUUCAUUAGAAGUAUACAAGGGUUGUGUUUGGGUUUUUGUUGGCCGUCUAUGCAUAACAUGGUCUCAAAAUGGAUUCCUCCAAAUGACAGGAGUAAAUUUAUAUCAGCUUAUAUGGGAAGUUCAUUUGGGGCUGCCAUGACAUACCCACUUUGCGGCCUUAUUAUCGAAAUGUGGGGUUGGGAAGCGGCAUUUUACGCUUGCGGGGUGCUUGGUACUAUUUGGUUUCUUGCUUGGUGGUUUUUGGCACACGACAGUCCUUCUGACCAUCCUCGAAUAUCUGAUGAAGAAAAGAAUUACAUUAUUACCAGUAUUGGAAAGAGCUUGUCUGCUAAAAAGCCUCCCACCCCAUGGAAAGCCAUAUGGACCGAUAUUUCGAUGUGGGCAAGUUGUAUUGCCCAGAUCGGUGCCAAUUGGGGCUUAUUUACUUUAAUGGUUAAUGGACCGACCUAUUUUAAGUUUAUACAUGGAUGGGACAUCCGAUCGACAGGAUUCCUUUCUGGGAUGCCCCACAUUUUUAGAAUAAUCUUUUCGUAUAUUUUCUCUAUGUUUGGAGAUUUCCUACUUCGCACAGAAAAAUUAAGUAGAUCCAAUGUCAGGAAAUUGGCAACUCUAUGCUGUAACGGUCUGCAAGGAGUGUUUAUGCUGGCGUUGGCCUAUUCUGGAUGCGAUAAGAUGACUGCCAUAGCAAUGUUAUCUUUAGCUGUUGCCGUCAAUGGAGCUGUUUCGACUGGUGCCCUUGCUACUCUAGUAGACAUCAGUCCAAAUUAUUCAGCUAUAUUACUCGGUAUAGUCAAUUCUGCCGUGGCACUUGUUGGAUUCUGCACGCCAGCUGUAGUAGGAUUCUUUACAUUCCAAAAUCAAACAACGGCUCAAUGGCAGAAGGUCUUUUGGGUGUGUACAGUUUUCCUGAUCUCCACUUGCCUUUUCUUCGUACUAUUUUCAAAAGCUGAAGUAGCCUCCUGGAAUAAUCCGGUCCAAUCCAUACCAGAAACAGAAAUGAUGGUUAUUACCAGGGAUGGCGAGGAAAAAAAGAAGGAAAAGGAUAUGAAUGAGACUGAGAAAAUUACUUAUAAUGACGAAUCUUAUUAGUUCUAUUAAUGAGUAUUUGUUUUGUAUAUAUUUAAUACUCAUGAUUAUUAUACAGUAUGCUUGUUGUAUAUAUUAAUAUAUAAGGAUUGUAAAUAUAGUAUAGACACAAAA